Molecule: messenger RNA, 1335 nt
Organism: Brassica oleracea var. oleracea
Lineage: Eukaryota; Viridiplantae; Streptophyta; Magnoliopsida; Brassicales; Brassicaceae
Product: GDSL esterase/lipase At5g03610
Exons: 5
Coding region: 94-1173 (359 amino acids)
Molecular function (GO): hydrolase activity, acting on ester bonds
Source: RefSeq, a predicted model, not a curated record
CUAUCUAAUUACUUUUCUCAAAAAUUCUCUCUCUCUCUCCUCUCCCCUUCUCUUCUCUCUUUCUCACUGAAGAGAAGUCUUUUCUCUAAAAAAAUGGACUCUUUGAUCAAGCUCUUCGUAUGCUUCUAUGUAUUUCUAUUCACGUCUCUUCUCUUUGCGGAAAUUAAUGGAGUUGAAGGCUCCGACAAGAACCAUCGCUUGUACGGAUUCAGACCAACGAAGCUGUUUGUUUUCGGAGAUUCUUAUGCAGAUACAGGGAACAUUAAGAAGUCUCUCUCUAGUUCUUGGAAAUUUCCUUAUGGUAUCACUUUCCCCGGUAAGCCCGCUGGUCGUUUUUCUGAUGGCCGCGUCGCCACUGAUUUUCUAGCAAAAUUCGUGGGGAUUAAAUCACCAAUCCCAUACUUCUGGAAAAGUUACGCGGGAAAGAAACGGCUACAGCACGGAAUGAACUUUGCGUACGGAGGAACAGGAGUGUUCAACACUCAAGUUCCAUUGCCCAACAUGACCACUCAAAUCGAUUUCUUCAAGAACAUUCUCACCGCCGGCGACAUCUACAUUCCCUCCAACCUUAUCUCCUCCGUCGCUCUCGUCAGCGUCGCCGGUAACGACUAUUCCACUUUCAUCUCCCAAAACCGCCCUGCCUCGGACUUUCCAGCAUUCAUAAAGCAAGUGGUGGAUCAAACAGAAGUGAAUCUUAGGCAGAUCCACGCCUUGGGAGUAAAGAAAGUAGCAGUACCGUUGCUGCAGCCUCUCGGUUGCCUCCCUGGCAUCACCUUUGCCUCCUCGUUCCAGCGUUGUAACGAGACACAAAACGCUUUAGUGAGACUACACAACAGCUUGUUGCAACAAGCCGUGAUAAAGCUCAAUAACGAAGCCAAACGGUCCACUUUCAUCACUCUUGAUCUCUACAACGCUUUCUUGACCGUCUUCAACAACAAAGGAGCAAAUCCAGGGAGUACGACGUUUCAGAGUCCGUUGAAACCGUGCUGCGUAGGCGUGAGCAGUGAGUAUAACUGUGGAAGUGUGGAUGAGAAGGGAGUGAAGAAGUAUAUGAUAUGUGAUGAUCCCAAGUCUGCCUUCUUUUGGGAUGGAAGUCACCCUACAGAAGAAGGAUGGAGAUCGGUUUACUCGGUUUUACACCAGAGUCUUACAGCGUCUCUCAUGAAAGCGUGAGGAGCAAGAAACACAGAACACUUUUAGGGUUCUUCCCCUAUAGCUCAGUUGUUUGUUUCUUUCUCUGUUUUUUUUUCAGUAUCUCUUCAUUGAUUUGUGUUUCUAUGUUCUUUCUUAAAGUUUUUGCCACUAAUAAAACCCUAAACGUGUUCAUUUCUAGUA